ACAAAGCUCUUGACAUAUCAUAUUUCAUAUAUUAGAUUCAAGUGGGUUAUGAACUCCCAUUUUUACCCCAAAUACAGAUUGCAGAAUCACAUCAGUUACACAUCCACAUUUCUGUUUGAGUCUUUAGUGAAGUCUUGUAAAGAAAUCAAAUUCCAUUUUAUACAUUUAAAAGUGUGAAAUAAAAAGAAAAAUGAAAUUAUGUCAUUUGAAGGAAAAUGGGUGAACCUAGAGACCAUUAUAUUAAAUAAGUCAAAAUCAGAAGGUUAAGGGUCCUGUGUUUUCUCUAAUAUGCAGAAGCUAGAAAAGAAAGAGGAAAAGAAUGGUAGGGGCCAGGAUCUCAUGAAAAUCCAAGGGAGAUCACCAGAGGAAAGAGGGUAGGAGGUGGAGAGGAAAGGGGGAAGUGAUGGGGACUAAUCUUGGUUGAAUUAUACUGUUAUAUAGGUAUUGGGGGCAUGUACGAAUAUGUAACAGAUCCCAUCAGUAUGUAUAACUGUAACACCAAUUUAAAAAUGUAGAACAAAAAUAAAACAAAAGUAUAAGAAAUUAAAAUGUCAGUAUUGAUGACCAGAAAUCAAUAUCUUUGGCAACUAUUUAAGAUGAAACAUUUUAGAUAUCAACCUAAAAAAUAUAAGUGUAAGAUCAGGCAAGGCAGGCAGUGACCAAAGGAGGCAGAUUUAAAAAGUCCACCCAAGGAGACUUUAUUGAGAUAUCACUCCCGUGAGGAACUCAUCAGACCGACAGAGUAGAUAGGAGAAGGGUCUGAGGAGAAACUAUGUGGGAGCUUGACUGGACUGGAAUUUUAUGGGGGCUUAGGCAGGAAGGGAAAGGCUUGGGACAGGAAAAGGUGUUUUUAGGUCCCUUGUCCCACUGGAGUUGGUCAGGGGAGCUGGCUGAACUCCAGGAUUGGCCAGGAGGUCUUGAUGAUUGACAGGCAUUUCUGUCAGUGCCUGAUUGAUUUCUUUUCCAUGCUGCCUGCUUUGUUAUAAGUCACCUCCACCCACCUAACAAUAAGAAGGAACACAUAGUUUUUGAAAAUUCUUUUUGUCUAUAUGAGAAUUAAAAAGUGUGAAGAGCACCACCAGAUUAAGAAGAAAUACCUUGGCCCCUGAGUCAUGGAGGAUGGGUGCCCAGGAAGAUGGCAAGUAGCUAAACAGGCAGCCUCGAGAAAACUGGGGUAGACCCAGGGGCCAACAGGCCAACUUCGAGUCCUUUCCUCUCCCAGAGCCUUCCCAAAUCCUGGGUCUUGGGAUUUGCUGGAUCAGCCUCAGGGUAAAAUGCCAUGGAGACAGGGGAGGAGGAGCCCAGAGAAAGUCCUGCAGGCACAGAAGCGGGUAUGGUACCCACAGUGAAUUUCUCUGGCUUCCCCAGGGAGAGUGUUAGUCCUUAGGCUGUCCAGACCAUGAAUCACUGAAGCCAGAUUUAAAGAUAGGUAGUUAGUGUAGUUACAGGUCUAAUAUCAAGUAAUGAAUGAAGGCCAUAUUAAGAAUGGAGUCCAGGAAAAGGAGAAUUGAAAAUGUUCUCAAGGAAAUGUUAAUGAAGCAGCUGUCCCUGGCCAGAUUACACCUUUGGCCUACCUGUCUCCCACCCUUUGGGCCUUCCCCACCUACAUUCCAUCACUACAAGAUACAAAAAUGCAAGUGACAGGAAUGCAGGAAAUCUAAAAAUAAACCUUAGCUAUAAAAAAAGGGAAGAACUUCCCCUUCCAUGGAUUUCAUCUCUUGAGUCCCCUUCUUCCUCUGGGGAGAAGUCUUUUCUGCUGUCCUUAAUAAAGCUUCUACUUUCCACUCUACACUUGCCUCGGCAUGCUUCUCUGGUGUUAUACUUCAGCAUUGGGGAAGCAAGGACUCCUCACUGGUAAACAGCGGUAACAUCACCACUGAGCUACCGGGCCACCAAGCUAGGUCUUGGAACUAGAGAAACUACUGCCUCAAGGUGACUCAGCAGAACUUCACGGUGUAAUGCAGGUUGCUUAAGAUGAACAAACAGACAGCCCAGAACAAAGUCCCUCCCUGACCUGGGCCUGCUGCAGCAGGUUGCACCUAUAUCAGGAGGUGAGGCCCAGGCACCCCGGUUCUAGGAGGGAAACACUCUUGGCAGGAUGGCUUCAGAUAGAAUGCUAGCUGUGUACUUCGACAACCCUGGGGGACCAGAAAAUCUCUACAUAAAGGAGGUGCCCAAACCGAUCCCUGGGGAGGGUGAAGUCCUUCUGAAGGUGGCUGUCAGUGCCCUGAACCGCGCGGACUUACUCCAGAGACAGGGCCAGUAUCACCCACCCCCAGGAGCCAGCAGCAUUUUGGGACUUGAGGCAUCAGGACAUGUGUCAGAGCUGGGGCCUGGCUGCCAGGGGCACUGGAAGAUUGGGGACUCAGCCAUGGCUCUGCUGCCUGGUGGGGGCCAGGCUCAGUAUGUCACUGUCCCUGAAGAACUCCUGAUGAGCAUCCCAGAGGGACUGACCCUGCACCAGGCUGCUGCCAUCCCAGAAGUUUGGCUCACCUCCUUCCAGCUGUUACAUCUUUUGGGAAAUGUACAGGCUGGAGAAACUGUGCUAAUCCACGCAGGGGCAAGUUCUGUGGGCAUAGCUGCCAUCCAACUCACCCGGAUGGCUGGCGCUAUUCCUCUGGUCACAGCUGGAUCCCAGAACAAGCUUCAAAUGGCAGAAAAGCUUGGAGCAGCUGCUGGAUUCAAUUACAAAGAACAGGAUUUUUGUGAAGCAACACUGAAAUUUACCAAAGGUGCUGGAGUGAACCUUAUUCUGGACUGCAUAGGUGGAUCCUACUGGGAGAAAAAUGUCAACUGCCUGGCUCUUGAUGGUCGAUGGAUUCUCUAUGGUCUGUUGGGAGGAGAAGAUGUCAAUGGGCCCCUGUUUUCAAAGCUAUUUUAUAAACGAGGAAGUCUGAUCACUAGUCGGUUGAGAAAUAGGGACAAGAAGUACAAGCAAAUGCUGGUGAAAGCGUUCACAGAGCAAAUUCUGCCCCAUUUCUCCAAGGAGGGACCCCAACGUCUCCUGCCAGUGCUGGACAGAGUCUACCCAAUGGCUGAAAUCCAAGCCGCCCAUAAGUACAUGGAGGCUAACAGGAACGUGGGCAAAAUCGUCCUGGAAUUGCCCCAGUGAAGAAGGGGGCGAUGCAGGACACCCGUCACCCCGGGCUUUCCCAGAGUGAACUUGGAGAGGGUGCUCCUCUCAAGUCCUCCUCGUCAACUGAUCGUGUAAAGCUGGUCUAAGUAAAUAAAGAGUGGACUUGAAGGGUGGCGUACUCACUAUAGGCAGCCACAGCUCACGGGCUGUGGCAGGAGUGAGGGGGGGGGCGUUCAGGCCCGUCACUUGAUGCUGGACUGAGGCCCACACCACCGCUGGGGUGCCGGGUACGGUUACAGCUUAACCACGACACACACAGCCAGAACUACACACUUGACUUCGCGCACUGCUGAAGGGCCACGUCCGCUCCCGAGUCCCCUGCGCUCGGCUGUACUCCGACUACUCAACCAGGGCCUUGUCCUACCUAGCCUUCGCUGCCCAGACCCCGCCCCUCCGACCGGCCCCUUGCUACACAGAGCUGUCCCGGCCAGAACCCCGCCCCUCGUAGAGCACAAGCCCCGCCCUUUCCGGCUCAUAACCCGGAAAUGUCUUGGGCGCUCUCAUUUUUACCUUCCGGUCUGUCUUGGAUCUCAAGCUAGAUUGAUACUGGGAGAGUGGGAUGCUGCGUCAGCACGUCUCGGCGUGAGGCUGUUGUAUUCCGGCAGUGCUGUAACAGCUUCCGGCGGGAUCUGGGUGUUAACACUUUACCUCAGAAGCCGUGUUGCGCUCGAAGGCAAACGCAUUCCGGAGAGGUCCGGAGGAAUUCUGUGUUUGCUGCGGUAACCUCUUCAGCCCGCCAAGAUGGCGAUGCAAGCGGCCAAGAGAGCGAACGGGGAAUACACCUGAGACCAGAGGAACAGCCUAUGUGGUCUAUGAAGAUAUCUUUGAUGCCAAGAAUGCAUGUGACCACCUAUCAGGAUUCAAUGUUUGUAACAGAUACCUCGUGGUUUUAUACUAUAAUGCUAACAGGGCAUUUCAGAAAAUGGACACCAAAAAGAAGGAGGAACAGUUGAAGCUUCUCAAGGAAAAAUAUGGCAUCAAUACAGAUCCACCAAAAUAAGUGUUAUCUGCAUUUUCACUUUGGACUAAAACCUUUUUUUUUUCCUUUUAAUUCUGAUUAUUGUGAUUUCUCAUUUGAGAUUCAAAAUUAUUUGCUUGAAACUUUGAUAUAUACUAGAAUACGUUUAUAAACUUGAAGUGUUUUGUAAAACAUGUCAUUGUUUCCUUUUGAACUUUUCCCUUCUGUUUGAUAUCAGGGAAAAACCAAAAAGUUGACCUACAGGAAAGAUUGUGCGUGGGCCUAUGGACUCUUGAGUUUCUUAAGAGCAGGGACCUUUUUAUAUUAUUAGUGCUCACAGUGUCCAGUCUAGUGAUUAGUCAUUAAAAGAAUUUGUUGUAA
Messenger RNA from Ictidomys tridecemlineatus (thirteen-lined ground squirrel), 4475 nucleotides. RefSeq names its product tumor protein p53 inducible protein 3 (gene Tp53i3). The record is from RefSeq and is a predicted model, not a curated record. NCBI's taxonomy places the organism in Eukaryota, Metazoa, Chordata, Mammalia, Rodentia, Sciuridae. Gene Ontology annotation, molecular function: quinone reductase (NADPH) activity; quinone binding; NADPH binding.